This is a messenger RNA of Exophiala bonariae, 411 nucleotides long. RefSeq lists its product as uncharacterized. Bases 1 to 411 code for a protein of 136 amino acids. The transcript has a single exon. The record is from RefSeq and is a predicted model, not a curated record. Lineage: Eukaryota; Fungi; Ascomycota; Eurotiomycetes; Chaetothyriales; Herpotrichiellaceae.
AUGACCUCCCCUCCCGGCACCAGCACCAAAAUGGACCAAACGCUUUACAAACUAACCUUCACGACACCCCCAGCGCACACGACAUCCAUCCUCGCCGCCCUCCACGCCACCACAGCGGGGACCUGGCCAAACCCACCCUCCGCCUGCCCGUCGACCUCUCCGCCCACCCCGCCAAAAUACACACACACAGCCUUCAUCACGCGAGGAACGGGCCAAUUCCGGCCUAGCGCGCACGCAACACCGCAUAUCGGGACACCCGGGGCGGUCGAAUUCGUCGACGAGGACCGCGUCGAGAUGGUCGUGGUGGGCCGCGAUGUGCUACGCCACGCGGUCAAGGCGCUCAGGGACGCGCAUCCGUAUGAGGUUGUCGCGUUCUUCGUGGUGAGGUGUUUGGGCGAGGAUGAGUUUUGA